ACUUUCUUGUACUCGUCGGGAAGUGAAAACAGUUGAUCCGUGGUUGCAGACCGUACCGUCCGUUUAAUUUGAGCUUGGAUACCGCCGGUUCGGUUUACGAUUCAGUUACGUGUCCCAAAUUGUGGUGUUACUGCGCGCCAAUUAGAUUUUGAGCUUCAGGGAGGCCUGCAGUGUAGAGUGUGGUUCCACUUGUCGUGAUACCGGGGACUUGCUUUCGAUCCACAGAAUGCUCAAUAUUCCGAACGAGAAGGUACGUGGACACCAGCGUGUACCAUCGGAUACGAAAGAGUUCCACGAGGCGACCAAGCGUGAUGCGUUGAUGCGUUUGAAGAAAGACCUGGACAAUUUGCUGGAGACGGUUGAAGAUGUGCGGCGGCCCACAGUUCAGAAGGAAAUGUGCGGUUUCGAGGCACUCUACCAUCGAUUCCUGCAGGAGGACGGACCCUCGGUCGACUGGGAUCGGAUUGAGAAGCUGCCGGAAGGAGCGGUAAAGGAUUAUUCGACGAUUAAAUCGCCCCAGGAAGAUCACAUCCGUGACAUGCUGGACAAACUAGUGGUGGUGAAGCUUAACGGCGGGUUAGGCACGUCGAUGGGAUGUCAUGGGCCAAAAAGUGUAAUUCCCGUGCGUAAUGAUUUGACUUUCCUAGAUCUAACUGUCCAGCAGAUCGAGCAUUUGAACAAAAAAUACAAUGCUAACGUACCACUGGUCCUCAUGAACUCCUUCAACACCGACGAAGACACGGAGAAGGUUAUCCGGAAGUACAAGGGUUUCCAGGUGCAGAUCUACACCUUCAAUCAGAGCUGCUACCCACGAAUUAGCCGGGACUCGCUUCUUCCGGUCGCUAAAGAUUUUGCCAUCGAGAAUGAUAUUGAAGCAUGGUACCCGCCUGGUCACGGUGAUUUCUACCAAUCUUUCCAAAACUCGGGGCUACUGAGAAAGUUCAUUGAAGAAGGUCGGGAGUACUGCUUCCUCUCCAACAUCGAUAAUCUGGGCGCAACGGUGGACAUUAAGAUUCUGAACCGUCUAAUUGGUGAUGAUCGACAGGGUGACAAGCCGAUCGAGUUUGUGAUGGAGGUUACUGAUAAGACGCGCGCGGAUGUGAAAGGUGGUACGCUGAUAAACUACGAGAACAAACUGCGACUAUUGGAAAUCGCGCAGGUACCGAAAGAGCACGUGGAUGACUUCAAAUCGGUCAAGACGUUCAAAUUCUUCAACACAAACAACAUUUGGGCACGACUGGAGUCGAUUGAGCGAGUGCUCAAUGCAAAGACGAUGAACAUGGAGAUCAUCGUGAACAACAAAACUCUGGACAACGGUAUGCGCGUGAUCCAACUGGAAACGGCCGUCGGUGCAGCGAUGAAGUGUUUCGACGGUGGCAUUGGUAUCAAUGUUCCACGGUCAAGAUUUUUACCUGUCAAGAAAACUUCGGACUUGCUACUCGUGAUGUCCAACUUGUACAGUCUAAAAUACGGUUCAUUGGUAAUGUCACCACAACGCAUGUUCCCGACGACGCCACUGGUCAAGUUGGGUGACAACCAUUUCAGCAAAGUCAAUCAGUUUCUUAGCCGUUUUGCCAAUAUUCCGGACUUGAUCGAGCUCGAUCAUCUCACCGUGUCUGGUGAUGUUACCUUCGGGCGUGGGGUUUCCUUGCGAGGCACGGUUAUUAUCAUAGCUAACCAUGGCGAUCGUAUUGAUAUCCCGGCCGGUGCCAUCCUAGAAAACAAGAUUGUAUCCGGUAACAUGCGUAUUCUUGAUCAUUGAAAACUUCGAUGGCCACUUAAACUUUACACCCCAGGCCAGUUAGUUUCUUAGAAGCUUUACUACUAAAGAAUACGUUAUGGUAUGACUAUUUAGAAACGUGGUUAUCAUUAGAUGAUGAAACAGCAAUACAAAAAAAUAAUAACUAAAAGGCGGAUUUAAAGCUCUCAUGUUUGAUUGGUUUAUGUAGUUUAGAUGGUUUUUCAAUGCGUGUUUUUUGUAUCAUUGUUGUUUAAUAAUGUGUUUAAUCCGCACAAAAUACUUCAUAUAAAUAGGAGCGUUUUUUUUUACAUGAGGCGUUAAAUAAAACGGUUGAAUCAAAGCAAAGUGAUUUCAUAAAUAAAUUCCUGUCGACAUAUGGUCAUGCAAACA
Molecule: messenger RNA, 2131 nt
Organism: Anopheles coustani
Lineage: Eukaryota; Metazoa; Arthropoda; Insecta; Diptera; Culicidae
Gene: UGP
Product: UTP--glucose-1-phosphate uridylyltransferase
Exons: 3
Coding region: 227-1762 (511 amino acids)
Biological process (GO): UDP-alpha-D-glucose metabolic process; glycogen metabolic process
Cellular component (GO): cytoplasm
Molecular function (GO): UTP:glucose-1-phosphate uridylyltransferase activity
Source: RefSeq, a predicted model, not a curated record